GAACUUCGCACGCCAUGGAGUCGUUGGCGCCCCUGGAGCCUUCCCCUGAGUCCAGGUUCGACACAGUGGAAACCGUUGAGCCGCCGCUGCCGCAGAUGUCGGCCCUCCAACUGGCCGUGGACGAGUCGGAGCCGUUGCUGCCCAGGCUGCCUGGGCCGCGAAAACUACUGCCGUCACCGUCCGCGCAGCGACCCUGUGGCGGAGAGGGCCUCCGUAGAGACCUGCUGGCCUUCUACGACAGACACGACGAUGCGUUGGCAGACCUCAUAAUUCACAUCAAUGAAGGCGCUGUAGUGGCAAACAUGGCGCUGGUGGAAGCGCGGCUACCCGCGCUGCUGUCCUCCGCUGAGGCCUUGGGAGAAGCAGAUCCUGCUCUCUUGGUGGACGAUCGGGGCAGGAGAGGCGCCGGCCCUGGUCUUCACCAGGUGCGUUUGAGCGGCGUGUCUCGCGCCACCCUGGUGCAGCUGCUCCGCUGGGCCUAUGGCGAGGCGGUGCCCGCCGUGGGUGCCGUGGCGGAACGUGGUGGCGAGGAAGCCGAUGCCAUCAGCCUUUCGGUGGCCUUCGACCUGCUGGAGGCGUGUAGCAAGUUUGAAGUGGAACGUUUGGAAGCUCUUCUGAGAGAGACCCUCUUGGAAUCGCUGGAUCUUCCGAAGUUCGCGUCGGUGCUCAGGGAGAGUCACGUGCGGCAGAUUCCGGGCCUCAAGCAAGGCUGCAUGCGCUUUGCCUUGCACAACUUCGCUCCUCGGCACGGCUUCAGUUCUGUUAGGCCCAGCAACAGAAAGGCGAACAUGCUCCGUCGCACUGGCAGAUUGCUAGAAGUCUUGACCAGUGAUGACCAGUUGGUGGAUCAUCCAGAGCUCUUCAUGAAAGAACUCAGUGAGCUGCCGGAGGUGGUCUCGGACCUCUUCCGCCUGGGCCGCGUCUGGAAGGACGCCGAGGAGCCCGGCGGUCUGGCCGCGGCGCGGCCGGCGCCGGCGGUGCCAAGUACUCUGGUCAACGACCUGAGUCGCUUGUUCGAUGUGGCGCGCCAGGAAGAGCGCGAAGACGAUGCGCACGGCACCACUCGAUCACCCUGCGACCUGGCACCCGACUGCCGUGUGGUGGUGGGCGAGGAGAUGUUCCUAGCGCACAGCGUGAUCUUGUCCGCGCGCUCGGAUUUCUUCAAGGCCGCCUUCUCCUCCGACAUGGUGGAGCGGAAUUCGUUGAUGGUCACUUUGCAACACUACCGGGGUGAUCGCCCCGGGCGUGACGCCAUGCUGGCGAUCCUUUACUUUCUGUACACAGGCAAGACCAGCAAAGUCACUGGCUCCAUUGCCAUGGACGUCCUUUGCCUACUGGGCGCGGAAGGCGACGGCGACGCGGUGGGCGGCUUUUUGCAGCUGCACGACGCGGCCACGCUGCGCCGCGCCUGCGAGGCGGCGGCGGAGCAUGCGGCUGGCGAGGACGAAGAUGGUUUCAUCCAUUUGUUGCUGCAGGCCCAUGAGCUGGGCGCCCUGCGACUGAAGACAUGGGCCAUUCGCAUGGCGGUGCACCACUUCAAGGAGUUGGCUCUAAGGGGCGCGUUAGAAGUGCUGCCGAGUACUCUGCUGACGGAAGUCCUACGAGAAGUGGCCGUGGGCUACGACAGGCUACUGCCCUCAGCCGCCAAGGGCAUGCGCUGGGAACUCUCCUUGCUGCCCAAGGCGGAAAAAUGCCUGGAGAAUACCUACGAGGCCUUGACGUCCCCUGACCUCUCCUGCGGAGCAGGUGCGUGUGGAACCGCUGGCUGCAGCGAAGCUUCUCUGGUGGCCUCCUUUGAGACGCCCGUGCGCGUGCACCGCAUUCGUGUGGGCGUGGACCUGACCAAGGCGAGCGCGGGGAGCACCGGCGGGAGCCGUUAA
Cladocopium goreaui is the source of this 1880-nucleotide messenger RNA. The record is from the annotation of a GenBank genome assembly. Lineage: Eukaryota; Dinophyceae; Suessiales; Symbiodiniaceae.